UGGCAUUUGCAUUUUGUGCUUUGAGGUAUUAAUUUUGAAACCAGAACAGAACAUGUCUAAGGAUGACAAGGACAAAGUGCAAAUCAUUGACAAGGACCUGGAUCUGUCCAAUGCCGGGCGCGGCGUCUGGCUAGUCAAGGUGCCAAAAUACAUAGCACAGAAAUGGGAAAAGGCACCCACAAACAUGGACGUCGGCAAGCUGCGCAUCAGCAAAACGCCUGGCCAAAAAGCACAAGUCUCACUUUCACUGACGCCCGCCGUGCUCGCCCUGGAUCCGGAUGAGAAAAUACCCACAGAGCAUGUGCUCGACGUGUCACAGGUGACCAAGCAGACGCUUGGCGUCUUCUCCCACAUGACACCGACGGAGGCAGCGGCCGGCUCCAGCAAUGGCAAGGAGAAUGGUGCCGCCGGUGCCUCAGCGACGCCGGACAGCGAGAAACUGUAUAUGGAGGGUCGCAUUGUGCAGAAGCUGGAGUGCCGUCCCAUCGCCGACACUUGUUACAUGAAACUUAAGCUCGAGUCCAUACGCAAGGCAUCGGAGCCGCAACGUCGGGUGCAGCCCAUCGACAAGAUCGUACAGAACUACAAGCCAGUGAAGGAUCAUGCUCAUAAUAUUGAGUAUCGCGAGCGCAAGAAGGCUGAAGGGAAGAAGGCUCGCGACGACAAGAAUGCUGUGAUGGAUAUGCUUUUCCAUGCCUUUGAGAAGCAUCAGUACUAUAAUAUUAAGGAUCUGGUCAAGAUAACCAAUCAGCCCAUUAGUUACCUGAAGGAGAUACUUAAGGACGUCUGUGACUACAACAUGAAGAAUCCGCACAAAAAUAUGUGGGAACUCAAAAAGGAAUACCGCCAUUACAAGACUGAGGAACAAAAGGACGAGGAGAAGACCAAAUCAGGUGGCAGCAGCGAUUCUGAAUAGUCAUCGAAUUAUGUUUUAAAUAAAAUUUUCAAAUGUAAUUGGUCGUCUACGCGAUGAAUAAAUCCAGCAGCAUUUCUGCACACUUUCUUAACA
This is a messenger RNA of Drosophila grimshawi, 1009 nucleotides long. It is a transcript of the gene TfIIFbeta, whose product is annotated as general transcription factor IIF subunit 2. The record is from RefSeq and is a predicted model, not a curated record. NCBI's taxonomy places the organism in Eukaryota, Metazoa, Arthropoda, Insecta, Diptera, Drosophilidae. Gene Ontology annotation, cellular component: transcription factor TFIIF complex. The transcript has 2 exons. Gene Ontology annotation, biological process: transcription initiation at RNA polymerase II promoter; transcription by RNA polymerase II. Bases 53 to 916 code for a protein of 287 amino acids.